Molecule: messenger RNA, 1072 nt
Organism: Drosophila subobscura
Lineage: Eukaryota; Metazoa; Arthropoda; Insecta; Diptera; Drosophilidae
Product: dnaJ homolog subfamily C member 17
Exons: 1
Coding region: 118-999 (293 amino acids)
Biological process (GO): spliceosomal complex disassembly
Cellular component (GO): spliceosomal complex
Source: RefSeq, a predicted model, not a curated record
GGCGGUGCUGCCAAUCUGCUGCAAUGAACAGCUGACCGAGCGUCGCCUGUUGUUAUUUGCAAUUGUUGUAAUUUCCUCACCGGUUGAAAUCAAAUCAAAUCAAAUCGAAACGUGAAAAUGGCCAGCAAAAAGUUUAGCGACAUUAAUCUGUACGAGCUGCUGGGAAUAUCCAUCGAGGCCGAGCAAAAUGAAAUACGCAAGGCGUAUCGUAAGCGCGCACUUGACUGCCAUCCGGACAAGAAUCCCGACAAUCCGCAGGCCGCCGAACGUUUUCAUGAGCUGUCCAAGGCCUUGGGCAUACUCACAGAUGAAACCGCACGCGCUGCCUACGACAAGGUGUUGAGGGCGAAGAAGGCCGCCGAGCUGCGUAGCAAACAGUUGGACAGUAAACGCCAGAAACUGAAGCAAGAGUUGGAGGAGCGCGAAAAGGCGGCACUGCACAAGCUGCAUGCCAGCCAACCAUACAGCACCGUGCGUAAGAGCGAUGAGGAUGUGCUGCAGGAGCAAAUUGAACGUCUGCGCCGUGAGGGCUCCAAGAUGCUGGAGGAGGAACAGCAGGCCAUGAGGGAGCAGAUGAAGCGCAGCUAUGCGGAGAAGCGCAAACCGCAGCAGGCCACAUUCGACUCAUCCCAGCAUCGCAUCAAGAUCAAGUGGAAGACCGAAAAGGGUGACUAUUCGCAGGAGAAGUUGCUCAAGUUCCUGAAGAAAUACGGCGAGGUGGUGGCUCUGGUGAUGAACAUCAAACGUGGCGGUCGCGCCAUGGUGGAGCUGUCGACGCGCGAAGCCUGCGACAUGAUUCUGGCCUACGAGAAGGGCGAUCCAUCCAAUCCUCUACACUUUCAGUGGGUAACACCGCCGGCGGAGGAGAAGCCGCCAAAUGUUAGCAGCAAUAAUUCGCCGCUGGACUUUGAGGAUUUGGCUAAGCGCCAACUACGACAGGUCACAGAGCGCCAGCGUUUGAUAGAGCAAAUGAUGAAGGAUGACCAGACCAACGAAUAACAUCCACUUUAUCACAAUUAUAGCAGUCAAGUUAAUUAUAAAAUUGUUUUAAAUUACAUUUAAAUCACAUUAA